AUGGCCGCGAAAGUUAAGCCGAGAGAUGUUACUCCGAUUAUUCAAGCUGUUCGAAACUGGCUAGGCCAAAGAAAACUGGUCAGAACUUUAAGAUUUGAAGAUUAUGUUUCUCCAAGAUCGGCACCUCCUCCGAAACUUCCUCCUGGUAUAAAUCACAAGCUGUCAGCCAAUCUUUAUUAUGCAAGAGAUGGAAGGAGGCAAGCUGAACCACCAGUUGUUGUGUAUGACACUACAAAAUUGAUAGCAAGCAAAAUGGAAAAAGCGGAAACUUCCGUUAGCUCAGCAUCAAGUAUUCCAAAACCUGGUAGUGGCUACGACUGGAACACAGGCUCUUCCAACUAA
Helobdella robusta is the source of this 342-nucleotide messenger RNA. RefSeq lists its product as hypothetical. The record is from RefSeq and is a predicted model, not a curated record. Gene Ontology annotation, biological process: ATP synthesis coupled electron transport; mitochondrial electron transport, NADH to ubiquinone. Gene Ontology annotation, cellular component: mitochondrial inner membrane. Lineage: Eukaryota; Metazoa; Annelida; Clitellata; Rhynchobdellida; Glossiphoniidae. Bases 1 to 342 code for a protein of 113 amino acids. The transcript has 4 exons.